AUGAGACUACACCUAGCAAGGUUGAUACCUCUAGGUGUUGUCGCCAUCACCCUUCGUCAGUCUACUGCGUUUACAAAUGCUCCAGACUCACAAAGGAGACUGCCAAGAGGAUUCAAAAGGCCCACACCAGGUGCCGCUUUUCCAGUGACUGCAGAUGAAAAUGCUGAUGCCCCCAAAAAACAGGCAAAAUUACAACAGAGAAGCAACAGGACAGCUCCUAAACCAGCUUCUAAGAAAAUAAGAGACAAGCCAAAGUCGGCUGUUGCUGAUGAGCGAAGGAAAAGGAAAGAGGAGGUAAUGAAGCAACUGAAGAUAAAAUUGGAAGAACGAAGAAAACAAGAAAGCCAGAAAAAAGAAGGUGGACUUCUUGAGAGGCUCAACCCUUUCCAAGCAGGCCAAAACCUUCGAAAAACUCUUGAUGAUCUUGGAAGCCUAACAGCUAUAGGAAAAGGUUUACCUGAUCGGACAAAGCAGAAGUAUUAUCUGGACGAUAGAUUCCUCGAAGGCGGAGGAAGUGGCCCCCUUCUUUCUGAGAGAAACCCGUACUCGGAUCGAUUAGAACGAGAGAACUAUGUUCCAGAGGUAUUGGUCGUGGGUGCUACAGGAGAAGUAGGACGACUGGUCGUACGACGACUACUACUGGAAGGGAGGUUUCGUGUCCGAGUGCUCGUAAGAGAUCUAUAUUCGCAGACUUUGAAUCUUUUGGGUACCGGUGUCACUUAUUGUCAGGGGGAUCUAAAUAACGUGGAGAGCUUAGAGUAUGCCUUAACUGAUGUCGACAAAAUUGUGUUUUGUGCUGGUGCACCUCGUCCUGACGAAGAAGAUUUUCAAAAGAAGUUCAAAACUUAUGUUGUCGAGAGUCUAUCGGACGACAGUAAAGAAGCGGAAGUAAUGGGUGUUGAAAAUCCGAGUGCUGACGACUUGCAAUGGCAGCAGCUUAGAUCAGUUUUGGAUGUUCGUUCCCAGCUUGCGGAGCAUGUUGAUUGCAUUGGAAUGCAAAAUCUUGUCACCGCAUAUCAGAACGUGCGUUAUGCAGAUUAUGGUACCCCACAAGCUGCAAAAAGGUCCCUCUUUAAAUUCGGGAGCAGACCUGAAGACUUUUCAUUGUUUGCUGUUGAUGGUGGCUCCAAUGACUUUGAUUUAAAAAUUGACGGAACAGAGUCAGAGGAAGAGAUUGAAAAAAUGAUUUCUGAAGAGUCAUACUUCGAUGAACUCGCUGAUGAUGAUUUAUAUGACGAGACUUAUGACGACGCCUACGAUGAUGACCACUGUGGAUUCGAGGAACUUUCCGAUACGACUGUCCGAACCCAAGUGCAGUGGAUGCGGAACACGUUUGGACAUGGAGUUUUUGUAGGCAGAAUUCCUAAAGACGGUACAACAGCAGUGGGGGAGGCUGCUGUUGUCAGCAGUAGGCUUCGAAGUCGUGAAAAACCCGAGAUUGGAAUAAAUCUGAGUUCAGGAUUUGCAGGGUUCGUUGUUCGUCUCUGCGGUGAUGGCAGCAAAUAUGAAUGCUUUAUAAGGACCAAAGACUACGAUGAGUUGGGUAUAGAAUAUGUGUGUGGAUUCAGUACAAGCACAAAACGAACUUCGCCUGAGAACAAGUCUAGGAACAAAUUCAUCACGUGUCGUUUGCCAUUCGAAAGCUUCAAGCCUGUGUCGAGAAAAGAGGGCAAGAAAACCAAGGAAGAUCAAAAAAUUAAGAAAUUUCUCGGACAUGAUGUUCGCUACAUUGGCUUCAGAUACCGAUGUGAGAGUAACGAGGGUGAAGGAUCGAGAUUGAACGAUGCUACCCACCACAGCUUCUACAUCGCUUUGUCUUAUAUCAAGGUAUAUCGGGUACAGCCUGAGCCAGAAUUCGUUUUCCUUAGCGACAGCAGGAUCCCAUCUCAUGUCAGGAACGGGAUGGUACGACACGAGAGACGGCAGAUUCUCAAAACAGAAGUUGAAACACAAGAAACUAUAAUCCUGGACGAGAACUCGUUUGGAACGAGCGAUAUCCUCAUUCGUAGUCAAGAAGAGACGUAUUACAAAUACCGCGGAGAGGAAAUUUUGAAGAAAAGUGGAUUGAGCUAUACAAUUGUAAGGGUUUAUGGUUUCAACGAAGAUCCAUCAGGGGAAGUCGGCACGAUCGAGCUAAAAAAGUCGAAUCAACAAAUGAGUGCGGUUUCAAGGGCAGAAGUAGCGCAAGUAUGCGUUGGCGCACUACUGGAUCCAAAUGCCUUAAACAAGAGCGUCUGUAUGAGUAAAAGGAGAAGUAGUGGAAUUGACGACGAGGACAUUUCCAAGAAGUUUGCGGCAGUGAAAAGUGACAUAUCGUAG
Molecule: messenger RNA, 2319 nt
Organism: Cylindrotheca closterium
Lineage: Eukaryota; Bacillariophyta; Bacillariophyceae; Bacillariales; Bacillariaceae
Source: the annotation of a GenBank genome assembly